UGAGUUAGUGGGCGGGGCUGGUAGGAUGCUAUAAAAGGCAGGCCCGCGCUUGGCUGCUUGCAUUUGCUGCGUGGUUCGUACAAGCGCUGUAGUGAUGGCUGGUCUGCCUGUGCGUGGUUUGUCGGGGCUGAUGGCGCGACCGCUGGGGGCGAAGGAGCCCGUGGACUUGGGCUCCUUCGCGGGGCGGGUGGUGCUGGUCUCCAACGUGGCCUCCCUCUGAGGCACCACCACCCGGGACUACACGCAGUUCUCGGAGCUCCAGCGGCGCUUCGGGCCCCGAGGGUUCGUCGUGCUCGCCUUCCCCUGCAACCAGUUUGGCCACCAGGAGAAUACCACCAAUGAGGAGAUCCUGAACUCACUGAAGUAUGUCCGCCCAGGCAAUGGGUAUGAGCCUAACUUCACUGUGUUUGAGAAGUGUGAGGUCAAUGGGGGAAAUGCUCACCCACUCUUCAAAUUCCUGAAAGAAGAAUUGCCAUACCCACAUGAUGACGCUGUGUCUCUGAUGACCCACCCGCAGAACAUCAUCUGGUCUCCUGUGUGCCGCAAUGACAUCGCAUGGAAUUUUGAAAAAUUCCUCAUUGGUCCGGAUGGGAAACCAUUCAAACGCUACAGCAGGCGCUUUGAAACCAUCAAAAUCCAGGAUGAUAUUGAAAAGCUGCUUCAACAAGUUCCUUAGAGCAAACCACAUUAUAUCUUGCUGAAAUUUCUUUCCACCUCUUUGCUUUCAGCUAGAAUUACCCUAGGGUUGAAUGUAUUAAUUCCCAUGUUACAGUACAUUAAUUGUAUGUCCCAUAUUAAACACAGCAAUCUCAUUGUGUGAAGGGAAAUUAUGUAUGUGAAUUACAACAGCAAAGCUUUUCUGAAAUUGAGCAGUUUGUUUUUAUGCUAUAAUGUGAAUUGUACCUUUAGCUAUUUCCUCUCACCUAUAAGGCAUAAGGUGACACUUAUGUUUUGUGGUUUCUAAAUGUGCUAUAAAGUUAAUAGGUACCCAUUACAGCAUAGUAUCUCUGCUAAGUCUAUCAAUCUUUUGUUCAUCCCUAGUCUGCAUACACAUUAAACAUUCCAGAUAUGCGUUUCAAAUAUUACAGUUUAGUAUCAACACAAUGUGCUGUAGCAUGUAUGGCUUAAAAUCAUACUUCGUGAAGCAGCAACACUCCUGAGUACCAGACUUUGUCCUUUUCUGCACUGCUUAUUUUUCUAUGACUUGUCAGCUGUUUUCUUGAUAUUAAUUUUCUAUUCUCUAUCAAAAUUUUGUUCAUGAUGGUGCUUUUUCUAAAGCCUUGAAAAGCACCUGAUCUUCUAAAAGUUUGUGUGAAGCUAUAGUAAAUUAAAUUGGGAAAACAGUUGAAUGCAGCAGUUUGUUAAAAUCAUUGUCAAACAAUAAAAUGCUUGAAAACCAUA
Messenger RNA from Anolis sagrei ordinatus, 1401 nucleotides. RefSeq names its product glutathione peroxidase 1 (gene GPX1). Lineage: Eukaryota; Metazoa; Chordata; Lepidosauria; Squamata; Anolidae. Gene Ontology annotation, biological process: response to oxidative stress. The record is from RefSeq and is a predicted model, not a curated record. Gene Ontology annotation, molecular function: glutathione peroxidase activity.